AUGGCAGAUCGGGGUCGCGGUGCAGCUCGUGGUGGUGCUCGUGGGGCAGCACCCGUGAAACGUCUUCAAGGAGGUGCGCAUACAGGCCUCGCUGCAGCAUCUGCAGACAAACCUCGGCGGGAGGCCAUUCUCGACCUCUCCAAGUAUGUCGAUGAGCGCAUCAGAGUCAAGUUCACUGGCGGUCGCGAAGUAACUGGCACACUCAAGGGCUACGAUCAGCUUCUGAACCUCGUCCUUGACGACGUCACGGAGGAAAUGCAGCUCCCAAAACCUCAUACUCGCUCUCUGGGCCUUGUCGUUCUCCGUGGGCCAACUAUAACCGUGCUCAACCCUGUCGAUGGGUCAGAUGAGAUCGCCAAUCCUUUCCAAGGCCAGGAGCAAUGA
Cyclocybe aegerita is the source of this 384-nucleotide messenger RNA. NCBI's taxonomy places the organism in Eukaryota, Fungi, Basidiomycota, Agaricomycetes, Agaricales, Hemipholiotaceae. The record is from the annotation of a GenBank genome assembly.